This is a messenger RNA of Boleophthalmus pectinirostris (great blue-spotted mudskipper), 1602 nucleotides long. RefSeq names its product collagen type XXIII alpha 1 chain a (gene col23a1b). NCBI's taxonomy places the organism in Eukaryota, Metazoa, Chordata, Actinopteri, Gobiiformes, Gobiidae. The transcript has 22 exons. The record is from RefSeq and is a predicted model, not a curated record. The annotation marks the transcript as partial.
GGGCGCACCUCAAAGCGAGGCGCAACUUUUAGGGCAGACACACAAUUGUACCCAUUGGUAGUUGGCCUCUUACAUCCUUGUGGGACCCGCUGAGCAAACAACAGCCUACUGCCGCACCAGCCGAGCCUCUUCCAGUCCUGUGCGCACCGCCGUAAAACGCAAGACUCUGUUGAAGACAGUCUCCAGCCCCUCAUGUGAACUGAACCAGGGGGUGUUGACAAGCAAUAAGUGCACUGUUCAGUUUGUUCGGAGCGGCCGUGUUGACUGGAGGAAUAAUCUCAACUAAAGUUUUUAAUCAAGGCACAAGUUAUGGAUACUACCAACGAGUCGAUGGAGGAGCGUAAAGCAGCGUGCCAAUGCGCGCCACAGUCCGCGUCUCAGCGCUGGUUCUCUGGUUUCCCUGUGGCUCUGUGUUUGUUAAUGUCUCUGAGCUCCAUCACCGUGUGUCUCCUCAUGAGCUUUAGGACGUACCAGCUGGAGAGCCGCCUGAGCGCGGAGAUGCAAAAGGCGUCCGUCUUUCACCCUCUGCACAUGGCUUUUCUCAGAGACGAUGGGACCCUAAUACCUGAACUGGGAACUUCUAUAGGACAGCUUGUAGAAGAGAAAGUGAAGUCAAUGAUGCCUAAAUUGCGACCAGUGAGGGAUACUGUCCAAGAGUGCUCCUGUCCUCCAGGACCUCCGGGAAAACGAGGACGCAUCGGGCGAAGAGGGGAGCCUGGGCCGCCUGGCAAGAGUGGACGGGAUGGAUACCCGGGUCCACUUGGCUUGGAUGGCAAACCAGGUCUGCCCGGUCUGAAGGGAAGCCAGGGACCAGCUGGGCCCAAGGGAGAAAAGGGAGACAGAGGAGAUGUCGGACCAAGGAUGGUCUUCCCUCGGUAUGACCACGGCUUUAUCGCUGGAGAACAGACCAGCAGCUUUCAGAGACGAUUUCUAAAGGGUGACCAGGGUCAGGCUGGACCUCCUGGCCCCCCUGGUCUCCCCGGACCCCCUGGCCCCCGUGGACCUCCAGGGAACACUGGCAAAGAUGGACCUCGUGGCCCCGCUGGAGAACAAGGUUUUCCAGGCCGUGAUGGCUAUGAGGGAGCUCCUGGAAUGCCUGGAAAGCCUGGAGAGGACGGUGAGCCCGGAGAACCUGGUCCACAGGGUCCUCCAGGACAGAAGGGAGAAGCUGGUAUUGGAGAGAAAGGUGAACGAGGCAUGGAUGGAUUGCCAGGAAUUAAGGGAGACAAGGGGGAAAUAGGAGAGCAAGGACCUCAGGGACCAAUGGGUUAUCCCGGUGAAAAGGGCACCUCUGGCUCCUCCGACAUCAUAGACUUUAAUGGGAAACUUCUGGAUGCCUUUCAGGCCAUCAACACCAUCAGUGUCUCGGGUCCACCUGGACCACCAGGACCACCAGGGCCUCCAGGGGAAAAGGGGGAGCUUGGGUUACCUGGACCAGCUGGGGUUGAUGGAGAAAAGGGACCUAAAGGUGACUCUGGCAAUGUAGGGGCCCCUGGACCAAGAGGAGAGAAGGGAGAGAUGGGUUUAUCUGGCCCUACUGGCAUGGAUGGACAGAAAGGAGAGAAGGGAGACUGUAAACUGGAUGACAAUCUGGUCAGUGGA